GACUUGACACAGGCAUGUAUUUAUUUUGAGGAGGUGAAUCACUUUUGUUUCACUUUAGUCCAGUCAGUGUAAGGUGCAGUGAACUGAGAAGUGAACUGAGACUUGCCACCAUGCAGAGAGCUGUUGUGUUGAUCUUUAUGGCCUGCUGUGCUCUUUCAGCCCUCUCAUUGGCCAAAGAGAAAUACAAACCUUCUUCAUCUAUGGCACCAGCACAUGGAUUCACAAACGUACCUACCACCACUAAAAUCCCAAAGCCACCCACCACCACCACUACAACUGCAACUACCCCCCCAAAAAGUACAAAGGCAACCACCACCACGGCUACAACCGUAACUACCACCCCUAAAACUACAAACGCAACCACCACCACGGCUACAACCAUAACUACCACCCCUACAACUACAAACGCAACCACCACCACGGCUACAACCAUAACUACCACCCCUAUAUCAACCACCACAGCUCCUACUCCAACCCCCCCCACCAAUGUGACUGUGGGAAACUACACUGUACUGACCAGCGAUGGCAAGCUCUGCUUGAUGGCUACCAUGGCAAUACAGAUACAACUUGUUUCACAGAAGGCCACUGGUAACUUCACCAUUCAACCAAAGCAGACCAGUGCAUCUGGACACUGUUCCAAUUCCAAACCCAAUGCCGACCUCACCCUUACCUUCAAACAGGGCUCAAUCACCUUCCACUUCAACAAGAGCGUUGCUGAUGGCACGGUCUUUGUUGAUUCUCUCUCCUUCAGCGUGAAUUACCCUUUAACGAAUGCCGGAAUCAGUGCAGGCCAUACACCAUACACCGCCAGCAACAGCUCGCUCCAUCUGUUCUCCGCAAAGAUUGGGCAUUCCUACUCCUGCAAGACUGAAUCAAUCUACAUGGGAAAUAACUUGUACCUCAGCGUUGAGAAGAACAAGAUGCAAGCAUUCAACUUCUCUAGCAAUGAUUUUGGCAAGCCUGACCCCUGUCCUGCAGAUCGCUCUGAUUACAGUGUCGCCAUCGCGGUGGGAGUGACCCUGCUGGUGCUCAUUGUUAUUGUGUUGGUGGUGUACCUGCUGGGCCGCAGAAGAAGAGCGGCUGGUUACCAGUCUCUGUGAGGAAGGUCAACUAAAGGUCUGGGAAAUUUAUGGGGCUAAGGAACUUCCACUGAGGUCUUCCCUGACAGGUUUCUGGUGUUGUUUUUGUCAUUUACUGAUGCUAAACUUGUUUAAUACCAGGGCAUUUGUUGGACUUCCAACUACAAGUAACAUUAAAUUUAUUUUUAAAUUUUUAGAUAUUUUUCAAAUUGUUGAGAUCAAACUCUGUAAAGACUCAGAAAAUAAAUGUUCAGAGACAUUCGGUCCAGUUUUUGUGCACACUCAGGCACAAUACUGAAUAUAUAGAAGUCUAUCCAUUAAUAUCGUCGGAUUAGGCCUGUAGUCAGCUUUAUAAAUCGACACUGAUCCAUCAAAACUGAAUGGGAAAAAACCUGGUACAUAUUAUUAUCGUUCUCUAUUCACCCAAAGACAAACACCGACUACCCAUCCAAAUGGUUUAUACGAAUUAGGAAGGUCAGGCUGAGGUGAUCAGGAUCAGCCCAUGUCAACAGAUUACAACGUGUGCAUAUUAGUCAUUAAUAGUAACGAGAACAGUGACUCGUGUGAAUAACAUUGAGUGGAUCUUUGUCUCCUUAAACUUAUUUUUAUUUUAAACAAUUCACAAAGAAAACUGCCAAAAAGAAGAGAUCCAGAUGCUGUUGAGCCCUGUGGCGUCUGACGUGGGUCUCCUCCGUGUCUGUUGGUGUCUCAGUUGCUGCAAACAUCCAGAGGUUAGGCGAAGUUAGAGACGAGCCUUUGGUUCAAGGGCCAUUUCUGAAUUAGAUUUCAGAUUUCAGAUUUAUUGGCCAAGUAUAAGUACAUUUACAAGGAAUUUGUCUUCGGUAGAGGUUCGCUCUCUAAAACAUACAACAACCACAAUAAACGAGAAUAAAAAUACCUAAAAACACAUAAGAACAUGUACACCCACACACAUGUUCAUUUACACACACACACAUAUAUACAUAUAUACAUAUAUACAUAUAUACAUACCCACACACGCACGCACGCACCCACGCACGCACACACACACACACACACACACACACACACACACACACACACAGCCUGUGGCCACCUGGUUUUAAAUUCAUAUUCUCAAAGGCGUUGAAAGGUGAGUUACUGUAUUUUUAUUGUUGAAGUUUGUUUCUCCCAAAGAAAAUAAACACUUCGUAGUGAUCAGGUAACAUUUUACUCUGUUUUUAGUUAAGAAAACAUGUAUAAUGCAGACACAUUUUCACCUUUUGAUAUGAUCUGGCCUUAGCCCACAUCAGGCUGACGUGUAUGUGGUCCAACAGACAAAUCCAGUACCAUAGAUUUAAAUGUCUCUUUAGUCAGGGUGUGUUUUGGUGUUGUUCACUUUUGCACUAACAGUACGAGUGAUUUACCUUGAUUGUGUUUGUAAUCAACUUAAAGGGAUAAUGAAGAGAUUUGGAAGUGAUUAUUGAUUAAUAUUCAUUAACUGCACUGAUGACUAUUGUUUUUGUUUAUCUCUUAGCUUGAUGAUGCUGUUCUCUGGUACCUCUGUGGCAUCACUGUCUGUUUCUCAUGAAGGAAAAGUUACUGAAGACUACAUAUAAUGACUAAAUACAACCAUAGUAACCGCAUUCUGUCUGUGCUUAUUGAGUCAGGUCAUUUUCUCCAAAAAGGACUUUUCCAUUCACAGUUUAGCCUGGUCUCACCUUCACAUGGUGUCCAUCAUGUAGCAGUACCAACAAGAGGGACAGAAGCUUGUUAUUAGCUGUUUUGGCAAAUAAAAUCUAAUGUUUCUAAA
This is a messenger RNA of Nothobranchius furzeri (turquoise killifish), 2850 nucleotides long. RefSeq names its product CD68 molecule (gene cd68). Lineage: Eukaryota; Metazoa; Chordata; Actinopteri; Cyprinodontiformes; Nothobranchiidae. Gene Ontology annotation, cellular component: late endosome membrane; lysosomal membrane; plasma membrane. Gene Ontology annotation, biological process: establishment of protein localization to organelle. The record is from RefSeq and is a predicted model, not a curated record.